AUGCCGCCUCCACGAGGGCCCCCUAUGAUCCCAAGUGAGCACAUGUCGGUCGGCGGGUACCUUAGACAACACUAUGAAUCACACAGUAUGCUUGUCACUGCUGAGAACACAAGAAGUUGGACCACUUACCUGGAGAAAGGUUUUUCAUAUGCUGCUGGACAGCAAUUUGAUAUCCCAACCGCUGGUAGUUCGCGAGCUGCACAGAACAUUCCGCCCCAAAUGCGUGAUGCACGAUGGGAUAAAUACCUCUUGAGUAAUCCUAGGAGGUGUCUUGAGAAUGGAGAAAACGGCGAUGCUGAACUAAAGUCUCAAGCGAGAAAGCGGCGAGGAGAACCAGCGCGCCAGUCAAAGAUGGCAGCGAGGGAGGCCGCUGUGCCCGGUGGAGUUGGAUCAAAUCACGGACCCCGAGGCAAGGUGCGGUACAACGAUUUUGGACUCCUCGAGUUUUGGAAAGCCGAUGAAGAAGCAUGGAUACCCGCUGUAUACCAUUGCAGGAUCAGAGCCAAAUUAAUCAACAUGGCUAAGACUUGCGAGGCGGACGUCUACAGACACCCUCGCGCUUGUGGAGAGCACGAUCUCGACAUCACAGCCUUUUUGGACUCACAAAAAGACUGGGAUCUUGAGCGGGAUAAUGGCUGGACCAAUAUCCCAGACGGUGUGCUAUACAUGUUCUCCAUGACCGGCUAUAAGACUCCUACUUAUGAUGUCUUAUGGAUGUAUGAUGAAGGAAGCGUUGUCCUGGAUCUAGACAACCAUCCUGUGAAGAACUACAGCAACAUCCCAUUGACAAUAUCAUCGAAGAUAGAAGGUGCACUGAUGGAAGCAAUUCGUCGACUUGACCGGAGGAUCACAAUGCAGGAUUUUGAGGCAAGACUACCCAAAGAAUGCGGGAAUGGCGAAAUUUUAACGCCAGGCGCACUGAACAUGCGCGUGUCUCGCUUCCGAUUGGAGAAUUGUGUCCCAGCUUUGAAGGAGCGCAAGGGUACGAAGAAUUUGCGGCAAUACAUAUGGAAUCUCAUGAGCCCGGCCGCCCGAGACGCAAACUCAACUCGAGAGUUGAGCAAGCUCUCGAAGGACCAGCAAGAAGAAGCGCGAAAACAGAAUGCCGGAAAGCACGAUGCCAACGCAGGAGGUUGGGCGCGUACCAAAGAAAGCCAGAGUAAUUCAAGCAAAGAGGUUUCAGCACCAGUGAACGCUCAGGAGAAAGGUACCACAAAGUCAGCGUCGUUACGAUCCAGUCAGAACAAACCACCAUGCUUGACUUGCAGAAUCAGCUAUGAUGGCAACACAGAGCGUCAACCUCCAUCCUUUGCUUCGGAACAAGGAAGGAAAAGUCAUCCCAGCAAGCGUCGAAAAGUUCGCGAAGCUACACAAAGCGCCAUUCAUGCCCCGCAGGGCUCAUAUCCGAGGGUACCCUAUGGAGACGCGUCAUUUAAUCCCUUCCUGCGCUCCGCAAAUCACGGCUAUGGCCCGAUUAACUCCAUCUUGCCGAGCGAAGUCGCAUUCACAACAUCCAGCGACAAUUCACUGCCUUUUCCAACUUUAAAUAGGCAAAACCCAUCCGCAGGGUUCGGCUGUGCCACGACACCUAGUCCAGCGCUACCGAGAGCGUUCCACAACGGUCAACAUCUGGUACCAUCGGCUCAGCAUGAUUGUACUCACCAGCGUCCAGACGUCGAAAAUACUUUGGAGAACCCUUACUGCAAUUUUGAUCUACGGACUUGGUCUAUUGAUGAUCCGGCAGAAUUUGUUUCCAGUACCAGCCAACGCAUCGUCGACACUUUAGCGAACGAAACAGACCCUAAUUCGUCCAUGGAAAUCGACUACCGAAGUCUUCCGCCACGAAAUGAAGAGGAGAUGGAAGACAUACAGAGAGCUCUUGCCCUAACAAGAGCCAAUUAUCACUUCCAUACCAACUGUGAUAGUCUCGAAACAACAAGGUCUUUAAGCUACUUCCAACAAGUGGGGCAGCUAAUGGACAGCUUAGCUGAAUAUUGGACGCUAUUGGACAACCCUCCACGGAUGCCGGAUCUGAUGACAUAUCAAGAGCCAUGGAGAAAUGGCUUCAAAAGUUGGACAGUUUGCGCAGGCGGCGGUGAAGCGUUGGUGAAUGAGAUAUUUGACCAGUAUGGAGGCGUCAUAGAUGACGGGAGAUGA
Molecule: messenger RNA, 2157 nt
Organism: Letharia columbiana
Lineage: Eukaryota; Fungi; Ascomycota; Lecanoromycetes; Lecanorales; Parmeliaceae
Exons: 7
Coding region: 1-2157 (718 amino acids)
Source: RefSeq, a predicted model, not a curated record